Molecule: messenger RNA, 2636 nt
Organism: Galeopterus variegatus (Sunda flying lemur)
Lineage: Eukaryota; Metazoa; Chordata; Mammalia; Dermoptera; Cynocephalidae
Product: protein transport protein Sec31B-like
Biological process (GO): COPII-coated vesicle cargo loading; intracellular protein transport; endoplasmic reticulum organization
Cellular component (GO): COPII vesicle coat; endoplasmic reticulum exit site
Molecular function (GO): structural molecule activity; protein binding
Source: RefSeq, a predicted model, not a curated record
GGGUCUGUGCCACUGCGCCAGAACUGCGAAAUCACAGGGCAGGUGUGGGAAGCCCGAUUGACACCGGGUCCCCAACUCUGCGCUCCAUGGCGGUGCCUUGCUGGCCAGGACUGCUUUUGACCCUCCGCAGCCGCCGUCCACCGCGCCCAGCUGAACCGAAAAGCCCCUCUAGAGCACCGGCUGCGGCCGCCGCGCCUGACCCCUGAACCCUGACCCCGGCCUUCCCUCCGCGCAGGACAGACUAUGAAGCUGAAGGAACUUGGGUGGCCAGCUGUUCAAGUGUGGAGCCCAGUCAACCAGUACCCUGUGUAUCUGGCCACAGGAACAUCUGCCCAACAGCUAGAUGCCUCUGUUAGCACAAAUGGCACGUUGGAAAUCUUUGAGGUUGAUUUCGAGGACCCUUCUCUGGACUUGAAAUGCAAGGGAGUCCUUUCUGCCUCAAACAGUUUUCACAAGCUGAUCUGGGGGAGCUUUGGCAAUGGGCUUCUGGAAGGCUCCGGGGUUAUUGCAGGAGGUGGAGACAAUGGCAUGCUUACUCUGUACAGUGUGACCCACGUCCUGUCUUCAGGGAAGGAGCCUGUAAUUGCCCAGAGACAGAAGCACACGGGGGCUGUCAGAGCACUUGACUUUAAUCCUUUCCAGGGCAACCUGGUAACCUCAGGGGCCAGUGAUUCUGAAAUCUUCAUUUGUGAUCUGAAUAACCUGAGUGUGCCAAUGACCCCAGGAUCCAAGUCACAGCAGCCCCCAGAAGACAUCAAGGCACACUCUUGGAACCGGCAAGUCCAACACAUUCUGUCUUCUGCUCACCCCAGUGGCAAGGCAGUUGUGUGGGAUCUCAGAAAGAAUGAGCCUAUCAUCAAAGUUAGUGAUCACAGCAACAGGCUGUGCUGCUCAGGCCUGGCCUGGCACCCAGUCAUAGCCACCCAGGUAGUGCUAUGUUCAGAAGAUGAUCGUCUCCCAGUGAUUCAGUUGUGGGACUUGCGCUUUGCCUCCUCACCUCUGAAAGUGCUAGACAGCCACAGCAGGGGGAUCUUGUCAGUAUCAUGGAGCCAGGCUGAUGCUGAGCUGCUGCUCAGUAGUGCCAAAGACAGCCAGAUCUUGUGCUGGAAUCUGGGGAGCAGUGAGGUGGCAUAUAAGCUACCCACACAGAGCAGCUGGUGCUUUGAUGUGUAGUGGUGCCCUUGGGACCCCUCAGUGUUCUCUGCUGCCUCCUUCGAUGGCUGGAUCAGUUUGUAUUCCGUGAUGGGUAGGAGCUGGGAAGUCCAGCACAUGAGACAGGCUGACAAGGUGCCAGAGCAAGUGGCCCAAGCAUCAUUGAUACCUCCCCUGAAAAAGCUCCCCAACUGCAGGCGUUUCAUUUGCUGUAAGUGUAGUGGGUGUAUGGGUUUUGGGGGGAUGCUGGUUACCUUUGGCCUCCCCAGCAACCCUGCCCAUAAUGUGUCACAGCCUUGUCCUUGCCUAGUCUUCAUCAGUCAAGUGACCACAGAAUCUGAAUUCCUGAUGCGGUUAAUGGAGCUGCAAAAGGCUCUGGAAUCAGGAAGUCUCUGGAAUUAUUGUCAGAACAAGAGCCAGCAAGUGUCACUGCAAAGCGAAAAGAUGCUCUGGCAGUUCCUGAAGGUGACCUUAGAGCAAGUCUCCAGAAUGAAAUUCCUAAAGCUAUUAGGAUAUAGUAAAGAAGAGCUUCAAAAGAAGGUGGCCACACGGUUGAAGAGUGACUUGGGGCUAGGUGAGAGCCCUCAGUUCAAGAGAGAUGACCUCAACAGUAACGGACAACAGGCCUUCUACAGCCAGGCCUCCAAACACACCACAGAGGAAGCCUCUGCCUCCUCAGCUUUCUUUGAUGAAUUGGUCCCUCUGAACAUGACUCCUCGGGAGAUUCCCAUCACAGAAGACACCGAUGGACUCCUGAGCCAGGCUCUCCUGCUUGGGGAACUGGGUCCUGCUGUGGAGCUAUGCCUGCGGAAAGAGCGCUUUGCUGAUGCUAUCAUCCUGGCCCAGGCUGGGGGUGCAGAUCUGCUGAAGCAAACACAGGAGUGCUACUUGGCCAAGAAGAGAACCAAAAUCUCCUCGCUUUUAGCUUGUGUUGUGCAGAAUAAUUGGAAAGACAUGGUGUGUGCCUGUAGCCUGAAGAACUGGAGAGAGGCCCUGGCCUUGCUACUGACAUACUCAGGGCCAGAGCAAUUCCCUGAGCUCUGUGACAUGUUGGGAACUCACAUGGAGCAAGAGGGUGGCAGGGCCCUAACAUCUGAAGCCAGAUUCUGUUAUGUGUGCUCAGGGAGUGUGGAGCGGCUGGUAGAGAGCUGGGCAAAAUGCCACCAGGCUUCGUCCCUCAUGGAUCUGCAGGUAUCUAUUCUCUGCAGGGCUCUGGCCACUUCAUAUCAGGCCCAGGAGAGGCUAGUGAUGGGGAAGUGCAGGGAUAUCAGAGGUGAGUCUUCUGGGUACAGGCUGCAGCCAAGGUGUUAGGGAGGAGCAAAGGGCCCUCUGGAUCUUCUCGCAAGGGUGAGAUAUCGCCUCCUUCCCUGAGGGGAGACUGAGCAGCAGCUGCUUGGGUAUUAUAACCUUCAUGAUUUUUUACCAUUUCAGCUUUGGUUAUACAAGUUUAUCCAGUAUUUGAGUAAUAGUGAGCCUGGCCUAUC